AUGCUGAACGGCACCACUUUAGAGGCAGCCAUGCUCUUCCAUGGGAUCUCCGGAGGCCACAUCCAAGGCAUCAUGGAGGAGAUGGAGCGCAGAUCGAAGACCGAGGCCCGUCUGGCCAAAGGCACUCAGCUCAACGGCCGCGACGCGGCAUGCCCCCCUCUCAGUCCGGAGAAGCCCGCUCUGUGCGCCGGCUGCGGGGGCAAGAUCUCCGACAGGUACUAUCUUCUGGCCGUAGACAAGCAGUGGCAUCUGAGGUGCCUGAAGUGCUGUGAAUGUAAGCUGGCCCUGGAGUCCGAGCUCACCUGCUUUGCCAAGGACGGUAGCAUUUACUGCAAGGAGGAUUACUACAGAAGGUUCUCUGUGCAGAGAUGUGCCCGCUGCAACCUUGGCAUCUCCGCCUCUGAGAUGGUCAUGCGCGCCCGAGACUCUGUCUAUCAUCUGAGCUGCUUCACCUGCUCCACUUGCAACAAGACCUUGACCACGGGAGACCAUUUCGGCAUGAAGGACAGCCUGGUGUACUGCGUGCACACUUCGAGACCCUCUUGCAAGGGGAGUGAUCCACCUCAACUGAGCUAUACAGAGUUGGCAGCCAAGAGCGGAGGCUUGGCUUUGCCUUACUUCAAUGGCACUGGAACGGUGCAGAAGGGGAGGCCCCGGAAGCGGAAAAGCCCAGCUCUGGGAGUGGACAUCGUGAAUUACAAACUCAGCUGUUUGUCCACUGUUGCUGCAACAGGUUGUAAUGAGAACGAGGCAGACCACUUGGACCGGGACCAGCAGCCUUAUCCACCUUCCCAGAAGACCAAACGCAUGCGCACCUCCUUCAAGCACCACCAGCUCCGGACCAUGAAAUCCUACUUUGCCAUCAACCACAACCCGGAUGCCAAGGACCUCAAGCAGCUUGCUCAAAAAACGGGCCUGACCAAAAGAGUCUUGCAGGUUUGGUUCCAAAACGCACGAGCCAAAUUCAGAAGGAACCUUUUGCGGCAGGAGAAUGGGGGUGUUGAUAAAGCUGACGGCACGUCGCUUCCGGCCCCGCCCUCAGCAGACAGCGGCACUCCACCCGGCACUGCGACCACUUUAACAGACCUGACCAAUCCCACUGUCACUGUAGUGACAUCUGUGACCUCUAACAUGGACAGCCACGAAUCCGGAAGCCCCUCACAAACUACCUUAACGAACCUUUUCUAA
Arvicola amphibius (Eurasian water vole) is the source of this 1188-nucleotide messenger RNA. RefSeq names its product LIM homeobox 9 (gene Lhx9). The record is from RefSeq and is a predicted model, not a curated record. NCBI's taxonomy places the organism in Eukaryota, Metazoa, Chordata, Mammalia, Rodentia, Cricetidae. Gene Ontology annotation, cellular component: nucleus. Gene Ontology annotation, molecular function: DNA-binding transcription factor activity, RNA polymerase II-specific; RNA polymerase II transcription regulatory region sequence-specific DNA binding. Gene Ontology annotation, biological process: regulation of transcription by RNA polymerase II; neuron differentiation.